CGCAGUUUGCAGUUUCAUUCAUCGCUAGACGAUUCAAGGUCACGUCUCGUAUUUUCCUCAGCAGAAAAGAGUUACGAAAACCGGUCAAUAUAUCCCCCCACUGAGUUGCCUUAGUAACCGGCAUUAUAUAUAAAAAGGGAGCGUCACUCAGAAACAGCAGUUACUUCAAAUCAUAAUAAUACCACGUGCUAUUAUCAUUAUUACAAACGUUAUUAUCAUUUUUUAUCAACUUUUGCAAACAAAGUGACAGAAGAUACGAAUUUUAUUUCUAAAAUUGUGAAAACAGUUCGCUGAAGGCAGCAAAGUUCAAAUAUUCAUCGCUCCAGGAUUUUAAAAAUAUUUCACUUUCAAAAAUACUCUUCUUCAAAAGUUAGGACUUACUUGAGGGGGGAAAAAUGUCCUUGGUGCCAAUGAUCUUCUCCGAUUGGUGGGAGGACUUAGAUCGUCCUCAUCGUCUUUUUGAUCAAAAUUUUGGAAUUGAUUUAAAUCUGGAAGAUUUGUUGAACACGGUUCCAAGUUCCGAUGAAAUGGUCGUCUACAGACCUGGUAGACGUUCCUUCCGCAGACGAUAUCGUCCUUACUCCCGAAGGAGUCACGGCAAUUCGAUUGUCGAUUCGGAUAAGGAUAAAUUCAAAGUAACACUUGAUGUCCAACAAUUUCAGCCAAAUGAAAUAAGUGUCAAAGUGGUUGACAAAAAUGUAAUUGUUGAGGCCAAACACGAGGAGAAAGAGGAUCAGCAUGGUUGGAUUUCUCGGCAAUUCCUUCGUAAAUACACAAUUCCAAAUCAGUGUGAUGUCGAUAAAGUGGAGACUUUUCUCUCAUCCGAUGGCGUCCUGUCAAUCACGGCUCCCAGAAAACAGGAUCAAAUUGAGCCCAACGAGAGAAGAAUCCAAAUUCAAUUCACUGGCCAACCUGCUGCAGUUCGGCAAACGCAGCAGUCGAUUUCCAAUGGAUCUGCGGAAACAAUAGAUAAUAAGGAACAGGAUCAAAAAACUCCAACUACGCCCCAAAGGGGACGAAAAACAAAUGCAAAAUCUACUUAAAUUUAAAUAAAUAUUUUUGCUUUUAUUUUUCCUUUAAAAUUCGUAUUUUUUCUUUCAAAUCCGUAUUUUUGGUAUCAAACCAGAAAAUUCGGAGACAAAAAUAUAUUUCACUUUUGCGAGUUAAAUACUUUCAACUAGUGCGUAAAUAAACAUCUUUUCAAAAGAUCGUAUUUUUUAAUUAAUUAUUAUAAAUAUUUGUAAACAAGUAGAAAACAUAUAAAUAAAUAUUCAGUAUUUUAAAUCUAA
This is a messenger RNA of Leptopilina heterotoma, 1289 nucleotides long. RefSeq names its product protein lethal(2)essential for life-like. Gene Ontology annotation, molecular function: protein folding chaperone. NCBI's taxonomy places the organism in Eukaryota, Metazoa, Arthropoda, Insecta, Hymenoptera, Figitidae. The record is from RefSeq and is a predicted model, not a curated record. The coding region runs from base 396 to 1043 and encodes 215 amino acids. The transcript is spliced from 2 exons. Gene Ontology annotation, biological process: response to heat; protein refolding.